Molecule: messenger RNA, 2468 nt
Organism: Paramisgurnus dabryanus
Lineage: Eukaryota; Metazoa; Chordata; Actinopteri; Cypriniformes; Cobitidae
Gene: mtdhb
Product: metadherin b
Biological process (GO): positive regulation of angiogenesis; negative regulation of apoptotic process; regulation of transcription by RNA polymerase II
Cellular component (GO): nucleus
Molecular function (GO): transcription coregulator activity
Source: RefSeq, a predicted model, not a curated record
AACGAUGAGCAGAGAGUCACAAAAGCAGCAGUAGCCGCAGUCAUCGGUGGUACGCUGGCGACGAGCACUCAAAGCAAUGCAUUUUCCCCGUAAUAUUAUAACAGAAAACUGAUUUUGUGAAUGGUCGCUCCUCGGUGCCAGCAUAACGUAUUGCAAUGGCACCAGGUUGGCAAGAGAUCGCUUCGCAGCACGUGGAGCAAAUAACGGGUAACGUCCGAGAGAUCCUUUCGUACGGCCUCGUCUUUCUGAAGUCCGAGCUCGGAAUAGACUUGGGCUUGAAUCCCGAUCUGUGCGCACCAUGGGUGCUCCUCUUGACGGCCUGGAUUGGUCUGGUUCUCUUGCUGGUUUUAUGGGUGUCGGUGUGUCGAGGUGUCUCGAGAAGAUUGACAGAGACACCGGACACCGGCAUAGAGCCACCGACGAAGAAGCCAGAUAAUAAAGCAGAUGAACCGAAGAAGAAGAACCGGAGAAAGAAUGCAGAAAAGAAAGCUCAAAAGAAUGGUCUUGCUGUUGAACCACAAGAAGAUCCCAAAGUGCUGGACACUACAGGGCCACCAGAAAUGAAGGCAGACAAGGCAAAGAAAAAUAAGAAAAAGCAAAAGGCUCCGGUCAAAGAGAAGUCAUCUGCAUCUGGUGAUGGCAAAGAACCUGAUGAAGGUACCUGGGAGACCAAGGUCAGUAAUCGUGAGAAACGUCAAAAGAAGCGCAAGGACAAAACUCCAGGUGAUGGAUCAGCAAGCCCAGAGCCAACAGAGACUUCCAGUGCCAUUAGUACCAUGGAGCAAGUCCAAACUGCCCCAGACGAACCUGAAACUAACAUCAAAACCACUGCUUCAACACCUGUAGUCCAGAGAGAAGUGGAGGAGAAACCACCUAGAGUUGAAGCAAAUUACGUACGAGACACUGUCGUUCCACAAGUGACUCCAUGUUGGGAAGAAGUGCUGUCUGUUAAUGGUUCUGGCUGGAGUGACCUCAGCCUAAAGCUUCCACCUCAGAUAUCCAGUGUUCAGGCAGAGAGCUGGACCAGCAGGACUGCUGAACCUUCCGUCUGGCCUCAGGAUAUGGAAGGCUCAUGGACCAUUGUUGAUGGAUCUCAAAUUCCAGUCUCAUUCAGUGGAAUAAGUGGCGUCCCUGACCUGAGCUGGGCUCCUCAGCCGCCCCCUGUGAAGGUGGAUGAUGAGUGGUCUGGACUAAACAGCGCAUCUGCCGAUCCGUCGUGCGAUUGGAGCGCUCCAUCGGAGGAGUGGGGGAAUUAUGUGGCGCAACAGCCAGUGAGCGCAGCACCUCUUGAGCAGCCAAUCCCAGAAGUGCCACGGGUGUCUGAAGUGGAGAAGGAGAAAGAUGAAGCUGCUCCACCUGGCAGUGGUAAAGCUAAAAAGAAGAAGAAAAAGAAGAAGGCUGAUGAUGCUGGACCAUCUGCUCAGAUUCCGACCCAAGUGAAGGCAGAGAGAGAUCUGAGCGCGGGACCGCAGACACAGAGCACAGCAGGAAACCCAUUGGCUGCCACGGCAGGGACCCGUGUGGAGGUCCCGGCACAUGCCGUACCAUCAGUUCCAGUACAAACACAGCAGAAAAUAGGUGGACCUGAAUCAACCGACAAACCUGCACCUGUACCAACACAAAAAAAGCCAGAAGAGAGCUUUGAGUCUCCAAAACAAGUCAAGAAGAAGAAGGCCAGAAGGGAUAUAUGAAAGCGUUGCCCGUGUACGGAAGAGAAGACAACAUAUGCAAUCUCUGGGUUGAACAGGAUUACAUACUUCCUGAGUGACUGUACUUUUUUGAUACCUUAAUCCACUGUGUUGUGAAUCCCAUCCGAUUGUCCCGGUCUCAUUAGGUAUAUCUAGCCAAUGUACUGUAACAAAUACAUUGUACGAAAGGGACACUUAAAAUACAAUUUUUUUUAAAUGUAUGUUGAUGAAUUAUACAGUACAUUUGAUAUGAUUUGUACUUGCGGUGAAAUGCUUUUGUAAGUGGAUCUUUCUGGUACUAGGGCUGUAGUGUGUAGUGUCAAACAACACUGACCCCGACAACUAAGAUUUGCGCAAAGGGGAAAUAAGGGGAUCGUCCAAUCCCGGUUGAGGAUCUGUAGAUCACCGUUGACCUGUUUCGUGAGAUUUAUAGUGCACUAACUGAGGUACUUGACCGGUGUGAUUUACAGCAAUGUUGGGAAGAAGUAAACAAAUCAAGCCAUAUGCAAGAACGUCUUUCUGCUGGUACGAAUAGAUGAGCCUAUUAUUUGACUUUUUUUAAACUCAUGCUUUAGUGUAGUAGUAACGUUGGCCGGUUAAUUGUGAUCACAGUGUUACAACAGGUACAGCAGAAAUGUCAGGAAAUUUUUAAUGCCUUAACAUCUUGUGAUGUGCAAGAUGGCAGCAGAGAUCUGUCGGUUGCAUGCGGUUUCCUCUUUCGUAUUUAUUGGUUAAUAAAAGUCAUGUUUAACGAGUAAUAAAGAUUAAAGUUUCUUUGCA